CAGUUGAUGUGUAAAGUUGCCAGUGAGUGUAUUGUGCGAUGUCUCAAGAUCAACGUAAAGGAUACUCCUCCCAGGAUAGAAGGAAGUGGAGACGGACUAAACCGUCCAAAAGUUCAUACACUAUAGAUAGAAGACCACAGCCGCCUCAGGGGAAGAAGUCAGGUAUUCCCCAGUCGAGAAAGCCACAGGUGCUGCCCAGGAAACGACAAGAACCUCUUCCGUCGCGGUCGGCUCUUAAGUGGCAGCGGAAAGAAGAAGAGUCAAAGGCUAAAGAUGACGCCAGAAAGGAGUUGCGAGGAGGAGAGCAACCACAGAAACCUGAAAGUCAGGAGGAAGACAACAAACCGCUAGAAAGGGCAGUGUUUAAACGUCCGUGCUACACUGAUCGAUUCCUGCCUGAAGACGAAGAUGACUGAUGAAGAAAACAUCCAGAUAAUAAAAUAAAAAAAAUAAAAAAUAAAGAC
This is a messenger RNA of Homalodisca vitripennis (glassy-winged sharpshooter), 464 nucleotides long. RefSeq lists its product as uncharacterized. The transcript has 4 exons. Bases 39 to 416 code for a protein of 125 amino acids. Lineage: Eukaryota; Metazoa; Arthropoda; Insecta; Hemiptera; Cicadellidae. The record is from RefSeq and is a predicted model, not a curated record.